Molecule: messenger RNA, 2639 nt
Organism: Polypterus senegalus (gray bichir)
Lineage: Eukaryota; Metazoa; Chordata; Cladistia; Polypteriformes; Polypteridae
Gene: cyb561
Product: cytochrome b561
Exons: 6
Coding region: 416-1177 (253 amino acids)
Cellular component (GO): lysosomal membrane
Molecular function (GO): oxidoreductase activity
Source: RefSeq, a predicted model, not a curated record
CAGAGCAGAGAUAUACAGGGAAAACGAGUCUCGCAAAGCCCUGCCCCUGACUAAUCCAGAAGCACACAGAGGUAGAGCAGAGCAGGAGGGAGUGUUUGUUUUUUGCCUUUUCUUCUCUGAUUACACGUCAGACAGCAGAGCUUGAGAGUUUUUGGCUUUGCUCUUCUGUGCCGUGCUGUAGUACCUGGCAAACACUGAAAUGGCUGCUUUGCCUGCUUACUAAUUGGGACAUUACAUUUUUCUUUCUAAAGAUUCAUUUUCUGGCAACUGGUUUCAGGAAUUUUUUAAGAACAAUAACAAAUAGCAGCUGAGCCAUCAAGGUCUAUUAAACGGUGAGCAGGAACAAGACUCCAUUCAAGACAAACAGGUGUUUCCUGAAGUGCUAACAGCUCACCUCAGAUCUUGUUCUCCUAAAAUGGCAGAGAGCCCAUCAGACACACACUCGAUAUCCAGCCUGCCCUGGUACAUUGCUGGCUCUCAGAUUGUUGGUUUAACCGUGGUCGUCAUUACUGGGGUUUGGAUGGGUCACUACAGAGGUGGCUACGAAUGGACCAAUCCAGCGCUAGAAUUCAACAUCCAUCCUCUCUGCAUGGUCAUUGGAAUGGUGUACCUCUAUGGAGACGCUAUCCUUGUGUACAGGGUGUUUAGAAAUGAAAAGAAGAGGACUACAAAAAUCCUGCAUGGUGUAAUCCAUGUCAUUGCACUUGUGAUCUCCAUUGUAGGUUUCACAGCUGUGUUUGAUUCGCACUCCAAGAGCGGCAUUACUCACAUGUACUCCCUGCACAGCUGGUGUGGGAUGAUGACCUUCAUCAUCUUCUGUGUCCAGUGGGUAAUGGGCCUGACGUUCUUCCUGUUUCCUGGAGCAGCCUUCUCUCUACGUAGCUGGUAUAUUCCUCUGCAUAUUUUUUUUGGGCUGGGGCUGUUUGCCCUCUCCAUUGGCACUUGCCUGCUCGGUGUUACAGAGAAGGUGAUGUUCAGUAUUAGUAGUGAAUACUCCAAAUUAUCUUCAGAAGGUGUAUUGGCCAAUGUGUUAGGACUACUGCUGGUGAUUUUUGGUGUGACCGUGGGCUAUGUCACCACAAGAGAAGAAUGGAAACGCCCCCCUAAUCCGGAAGAGCAAGCCCUCUCUAUGGACUUUAAGACUUUCACUGAAGGGGAGGACCUUGGAUCACCCUGAGCCUGGUGUUGGUCUGAGGCCUUUACCUUUAAUGUGUUAAAGUAACUAACUAUCCUUGUGCUGGAACUUCAGUGUGUGCCAUGAUGAAGCCAAUUACUUAAUGCAGUCAAAAUGCUGCUAAAAGACAGAGGUAAAAAUGGUAGUUUUUAGACCAUAUUUUCACGUAUUUUGCUUGUUUUGACUUUACUUCCCAAGAGUUGUUUGUUUUUGAUAUGUGUACUCCAUAUCCAGUAGUCCUUACAGCACUUUAGCCAUAUCACAGAUACUGGGAAAUCUUCAAAGGAUGCUGAGAAAUUACAAAUCAGUUACAUCAGGGCAUACUGCGAAGAAUUUGGCUUAAGCCCAUUUAAGGAUUCACACAUCCCUUGGAACUUGAGACACAUGGCUCCAUGGAGAUUCCCUUAGCUGCAGAUUACUUUUCCACAUAUCUACUGACUUUUAUGUUCAAGGGUAGCUGAUGGCCUUCGUUUGUUCUAUAUAAGCAUGUAUGACAUUCGACCACACUCAUUUGUGUAGUAUUUUUUUUUUCUAUGUAAUAUAUUCCCCAUCUUAAAUAGGUUUUACAUUUACUGUAAUUAAUUUAAUUAAUUGGGCACCUUCACAAAUUCAACAAGCCAUCAUGAUUUUACAUCGUAGAUUAACAGAAUUUAUGACCAGAUGUUCUCCGUAUUACUGCUACACAAUGCAAUUAUGUUUCGUAAAAUGCACUUUAUAAAGGGGAAAAAACAAAGCAUAUUUAUAAAAAAUUGAGCGCACACUUGGGCACCGAAGACACAGUCAUGCUGGAGCUGCUGCCAUGAACAGACUCCUAAUUCAGUAUUUCUGUUUGAAACAUGUUCUGUCCUGUCAUGGAGCCUGUUGACUUCUUACCAACAUUUUUAGAGUUUUGUGUUGUGACUUUGGGUUGAGCUAACGACAGGGUGUUGGUUAUUUAUGGAGACUAAUAUUUUUCUACCAUUUUAAUGUUUUCAUCUGCAGCUUUUUGAUAUAAACCAAAGUAGCCCUUGUUUCCUCUGUUAAUGAGUGCUAGCCAAAGUGCCAUUUUGGGAAAUAAAAGUCCUUCAAGUAAAGAGGACUUUACACCCCAGUUGUCAGUUUUAGUAUUUUGUAUUGGUGCAGCAUAAAUGAGAAGACUCCAAAUGAAACUAGCAGCAGAUGGCACAUUGUUUGUAAAACAUUUAAUUCUCUCUGGAUUUCAAAGAAUACCUGAAGUCCUUCCUGCCUGUCCCUUCUGAUUCCUGUGUGUAGUAACGACUCUUCAUGGCUCUGCAUUGUAUUGUCUGUUCACUGUCGUGAUUCUGCUGUUAAACAAGUCAUCUGCGUAUUUAUUGAGAUGCUACUGCUGUUGAUAUGUUGCGGGAUUUGUAAAAGUGAUCAUGUUAUAUGUACAGCUAAAUAGAGUACAUCUGUCAGACAAUGACCAAUGUCUUUAUAGUAUAAAAUAAGAUGGGACCAGAAAAUA